UUUGAUAAUCCGUCAUCUAGUAAUUUGAAGCUGCUCGUUCUGAUUCUCUCCACACAGAGGAAUUGAACUAAAAGACCUAAAAGGAUAUAUUUUGAGGAUAUAUUUUGAGGAAGAAAUGUUGCAAUCGGAAGGCCUUAGAAACGCAGCUAGAGUAAAUAAAGAGGCCGCUAUGGAGUGCUACAAAGCGGGCAGGUUUGGUAGAGCCAAAGAUAAAGCAUACGUCGCUAGUUAUUUCUUUCCCGAGCUUCCUGGUCUUCGCCGUCUCAAUGCCGUUCUUCAGGUGCUGAUCGGGUAUGAUAAAAAAUUCAACGGUAGUGUUGACUGGUACGCUGUUUUAGGGGCUUACCCGACCGAGGAUGUUCCAACAAUCCAGAAACGUUACAGAAAACUGUUUCUGGACAUGACCAUGGACGAUGGCGAGUCUCUCGUUGGCACUUAUAAAGCAAACAAGAUAUUUUCUGACUCCUGGAAAUUCUUGUGCAAUGAAAAGGGCAAGAAACUUUAUGACAUGAGGCGCCGUGACCAGCUUCAAUUAAGAGAGCGACAGCUCCGGAGCUCGUUAUUUGUUCCCGUGGUUUUGUCGGCACCUAAACCGAACAUGUCUAAUGAACAGAUGGUACAACCUCCUCCUCCAUCAUUCAGAGUUAGCGGAGGAGAAAGAAAACGAAAGGCGUCUUCAUCAACAACUGUCCCUCAUGUCAACAAGGGAAGAAAAAAACAGUGA
Molecule: messenger RNA, 724 nt
Organism: Brassica oleracea var. oleracea
Lineage: Eukaryota; Viridiplantae; Streptophyta; Magnoliopsida; Brassicales; Brassicaceae
Exons: 2
Coding region: 116-724 (202 amino acids)
Source: RefSeq, a predicted model, not a curated record